AUGUCACCCCUCCCUCCGUCUUCACCGCUCACUCCCAUCGCGCUGUCGAUCCAAGGCUCACCGUGCAGCUCGGGAAUUGAGGCUGACUCGCAAGGCCUUCCAUUUGAGACCGGAGAAGGACAUUGUGCUGAUGACCACCCCAUUGAAUCCGCAAACAGGACCCCUGAGGCUGCCAUUGCAGUCGUGCCCACCCCAAUCCCUCUUUCUCCUUCAUUUCCUGCUGCCAAUUCCCCACCACAAACUCCUGUUGCUCGCCAGCCCACUCCACCACUGUACCCGAGCAGCAAUGGGCUAGACAAAUCCACGCCCAUCCGUGGGUCUCCUUCGACGAAGAAGAAGAUUGUACGCGCGAAGGGCCAGAAGAAGCGAGCGAAAACGCUGCGGCGGCAGCGAGAGGAACAACACGAGCGUGCCCAGCAGCUUGCGACGGCGAACGCCAAUUAUCAAGCUGCAAUCGCUGCACAUGCAAUGGAGCUCACCUUGGGAGAUUCAAGCGAUGAGGAUGCGAGCGGAGGUCUCGCACAGGCUAGGGAUGGGCCAGCUCCGAGUCCGCGCCCACGGGAAGAUGUCCUCGAGGAGGUGCUUGCAUUGCUCAAGAGCCAUGGAUUGACGUGGGGCGAUCUCGUCCUAUACGUCUCCGACCCGAGUUCUAAGAAGGGACUUGAGAAGUACAAGGGCAUGUUCGAUGUUCCAGGUCGCAUCGAGCAAGUACUCACAUAUUGGACCUCGUCUCGGAACAGUCCAACCGGACGCCAAGCCUUAUACACCUGGAUCGUGAACUACGUCCGAAGACUUGUUACGCGCGAGGGCAUCCGGGCAACCAAGGACGGUGUCCUACAGUCCUCGCGUAUGCGCAUGAGCGAGGCCUUUGUGACGAACUUCAGCCUGACGCAACUUCAUGAACGACUCACCAUGCUAUGUCCCCUCAUGGCAGAGCUAUUACGGGAGUUUACGAUGACCACACGGCAGACGAAGGCAGUCACGGUCGAUUCUGCGGCACGAAACAACUUGCGUGUUGGCUCGGCCCUGAUGACGCUGCUAUCAGAGCGCAGUCAGAAGAAUAGUUAUGGAAGGCAUAUCGUUGGACUAUACCUAUAUGCGUCCGGUGCUCAGCGACAGAACAUCAGUGUCCUGUCGCAGAUCGGCAUUUGCAGCAGCUACACGACCAUCGCAGGGACCUCAGCAGCCAAAACCCCACAACAUUCCGUCGACUCUGUGGAUUCAUCAGGUAGCAGCAGCGACAGCGAUACAGACUCUGCAUCCGACCAGGGAGACGAGUCGGACUUGCCGGAGUCGCCGCAAUCUCCGAGUCGAGCAAGUCAAGACGUCCUUGAGCUCCCAGAGGUGCAGGCUCCAGGACCAAUAGAACAAAGCCAGGUCUCGCAUGCCGAGAAGGACACGCUACCGAGAGCGCAGAACAACUUGCUGGACGAUAUUGAUGAAGACGAACCUGACGAGGGAGGUGGCAAAGUAUCCAUUCGAGGCGCGGGACUCCUGCGGCGUCUGUCUGAAGUCUGCCGCAGCAGCGCUCGUACUCAGGCUCGUCUUCAUGAGCUCGCCCACGUCUACGACAACAUCAACUGGAUCCUUCGCGCCGCUGAACAGAUAAUGGGGCGCAAGGAUUCGAUCGAGAAUGGGACGUGCGCCACCGUUUUCCCGCUCUUUGAGGCACCCUGCGAGGAUAUGCGGACUACAGAUUUGCUGCAUGCCUUCGACACCGCACCCCCUCUCAUACGCGACGACAUCCUCCUCGAUGCGAGCGAGACACAGCUCUUGUUCACGAUGCUCGAACACAACAUUCUCCGCAUUAUCACCUCUUAUGGGGGCGAAGGUUUCAACCGUUUUCGUGUCAAUGUCGAACGCACCUUGCCACGUACGGCCGAAUGCAUCGCGUUACACAAGACAGAGGUCUAUCCGCUCCCAGCGAUGAACAUCGAGGAGGCGAGCGUGAAAGGCAAUGCCGAGGUGCUAGAGGCAAUCUUCAGUGAGCUCGGCCACGAUCUUUCCUCUACAAAAUUCACGGAGACGGUCAAGAUCGUCUUCGGCGACCAGCUUUCUGUGGCCCGUGUCCGCGCUGUCACCAACAACCGCAUGGGCCAUGAUACCUUCGUGAAAUCGUUUCUAUACACGACGUUUGCCCCAGGUCUCUUCCACUACCAGAUGGCCGCUGCACAUGGUCUCCUUGAGAUGCACUGGGGCGAUCCCAGUCUAGGGCCACUUGAUCCGGCGAGCCUCUACUGGCACAAUACCACCUUGGAUCGCAAGCCCUUCGUCUUGAGCAACCGUCCACCAUACCGCGUCGGGCGUGACCUCAUUUUUCACUCGCUCUAUGGGCGUAUACUCCACUGCCUCGAAUUGGUCUCAUCAUGCGACAGCCUAGACAACUACGCCGAGAGUGUGACUUUCGAAGACUUGCAACAGCAUGUCAAGGAGAUUGUGGCGCAGUUCGUGAAUCCGGCUGUGGUCUCGAAGCUCCGUAGUGCUCGCUCGCGGGAAUCAGCUCGCGCCAGCUCGGACGAGCCGCUUGCAUUUACCCAGGGUGACAUGGUCUUCGAGAAUGCGUGCCUGUUUCUCCGAGAUGCUCUCAUCCUGCGAGAGUUCUGCGAUUCGAUCAAGGCCGGUGACUCGGGACGGCUCAUCAUCAUCCUGAAGAUAUUAACUCUAAGCUACCGGGGCAGCGGUCGGACGAAGUAUGCCCAGGAAACAUUAUAUCUUGUACACAAUCUCGUGCACUUAUGGCCGAAGCCGUUGCGUGACAUCAUCAUCAAGAAUUGGCUCGUCAACACGACAGGAAAGCCGAACCAUUGGUACCCUGUUGACUUGUUGCAGGAACACAACAUCUUCUGGACGAAGACGAUAUACAACGCCCAGGGUAGUGGGGCUUCGUGGGACUGGCUGGAGAUGAUAUCUCCCUGCAUCAACAUCCUUCGCCAGCUCGUAACAUCGAUGAACGAGGCAUUAGGAUCGAAACAGGGGAUGAAGCACGCCGCGCCGGAUCUCACGCGCGACCUCGAGGAAUUGCGACGCUCGCUCGCAGAAGGCAACGUGUACGUGGUACAGCCGGGACGUAUUAUUGAUGGUGAGAAAGGUGUGGUGCCGAACGUAGUCGCUGUUGGUCUCUCACAGCUCGCUGGGCCGCUCAAUGACUACAACAAACUGAUGGCCAAGCUCAAGAAACGCCGUAGGAGAUCAUCGCCGCUCGUUGCGGGUGCUCCUGGACAAGCAACGGCGGCGACCUCCGAGUCGCAUGAUCGCUCGAGGGAUCGUGUGCCGACCGCGGAACGGCUAGCGUCCGAUCUGCCGAACGCACACUUGGAGUACGAGGCCUCGGGUGUACAGGAGGUGUCCGAUGAUGAGUACGACGAGGGCGGGGAGGAGAUGACUGCCAGCGAGACUCUAGAGAGUUGGCUAGAGCCCGAGGAAUUGUUUUCCCUAGACGAAGAGGAUGAUGUUGAUCCUUAUCUUGAGUAAUAAAAUAUAUUCACUCGG
Fomitopsis serialis is the source of this 3489-nucleotide messenger RNA. RefSeq lists its product as uncharacterized. The record is from RefSeq and is a predicted model, not a curated record. The transcript has 4 exons. Bases 1 to 3471 code for a protein of 1156 amino acids. Lineage: Eukaryota; Fungi; Basidiomycota; Agaricomycetes; Polyporales; Fomitopsidaceae.